Messenger RNA from Nylanderia fulva, 1209 nucleotides. RefSeq names its product lipid transport auxiliary protein 1. The record is from RefSeq and is a predicted model, not a curated record. NCBI's taxonomy places the organism in Eukaryota, Metazoa, Arthropoda, Insecta, Hymenoptera, Formicidae.
GUGUAAAUGCGUAGCGCGAUAAAUUAUUAUUUUUGACGUUUUGCCUACACUUUGGGGAGAUGCGCGUGAGAUCAGUGACUUCGUGUGCCGAUCAGCUGAUUGGAAAUGUUUCCAUUCGAAAGUUUGAGUCAUAGUUUAUAUCACGCUAUUCUGAUGUAAAUACAUAAUUUUCUUAUAAAAAUUGGUGCCUGUUGACAAUUAUUAUUGACAGAGGCAGAUCGCCUUGAUUGUUGCUUAAAAAUGACAGAAGAAUUAUCUGGUGUAACCAUAGUGAUAUUUAUAGCAGCGGGCGUUUUAACAAUAUUAUUGCUGUUUAUUUUCGCGAAACGACAAAUCAUGAGAUUUGCUCUGAGAUCUCGUCGGGGUCCUCAUAUUCCUAUAGGACACGAUGCGAAAAAAUCUUUGAAAAAGGAAAUAGAGAGGAGGAUUGAAGUUAUACCUAGGAUCCAAUAUGAACCGCAGCUCAUUAGUGAUCCUAGGUACAUUUUGACUCCAGGAGGCCAAGCUCCGCCACAUUAUUAUAGAUUGAAAGCAGUUGACGAUGUUAAAACCUUGGAAGCGGAGAUUACAAAAUAUGACAAUUGUUUGAAGAGACAUCCUUCAGAGAAUCUGAGAGCGUACUUACUCACCACACUUGCUACUGCAUUAAAUGGAAAUGGUCAGCGUUUAAUACACCAGUUCUGUGAUUUGUAUGAACAUGCAAGACAUGAUCCUACUGAAUUCGGUGACGAGGAAUAUCAAGUAUACACUCGUUUGUUUCUAAAAUUAAUGGAUGCGGCGCGUUUAUUGAAAUCAUAUCCAAGCAGUAGAAAGUCUAGUCCUAGUCGUACACCAAUCAAGAAAAACGUGGAGACAAAGAGAAAUAUUUUAGAACCACGAAUGCGUCCACCAGAAGAACAGAUUCUAACUGGCUCGAGACCUAAUACUUUAACAGUAAUGACGUUAGACAAUAGCGAAACGUCCGUGUAGCAUUAUGAGUGCCGUCACAUACAACAUAUGUGACGAGGAAUUGUAGGUAGGUACUGAAAUAAUCUUACGAAACUAUUAUAUGCGAAUGAAACGUCCGAUUAAGUUAGGAAAAUCAUUAAAAUGCAUUUUUACUUUUGUGAUAAGUAAAAGAGGUUUUCACAUUCUAUUCAAGUUGAAUAUCAGUAUUAGUUGAAUAAUAUAUUUUAUAGACAACGAAUAUUUGUUUUUUUAACUUGUUUA